AUGGCUAAUCUCAACAUAAGUGGGUUUGUUCUCAUGAGGUUUUCCACCAAUCCUGAGCUAGAAAUCAUAUAUACAUCAUUGUUCUUAGUCUUAUACCUGUUGGCUUUAACUGGCAACAUCCUCAUCAUCACUACCACUUCCGUGGAUGAGAGUCUCAACUCCCCGAUGUACUUCUUCCUGAAGCAUCUCUCCUUCUUGGAUCUCUGUUAUAUUUCUGUGACUGUACCCAGAUCCAUUUAUAAUUCUUUCAUGCAGAGUGGCAACAUUUCCCUCGGGGAAUGCAUAGUGCAGUGCUUUGCUUUCAUUGUGUGUGGUACUGUUGAAAUAGCCAUGCUCACAUUGAUGUCCUAUGACCGCUACGUGGCCAUCUGCCUUCCACUGCACUAUGACAUCAUCAUGGAUGUCAGAACAUGCCUCCAUGGAAUCGUCAGUGUCUGGGUCAGUGGGACCAUCUCUGGAGUCAUGCACACAGCAGCAACUUUCUCCAUGCGAUUCUGUGGCCCCAAGAUCAUCCAUCAGUUCUUCUGUGACAUCCCCCAGAUCCUGAAACUCUCCUGUUCUAAUGACUACCUUGCUGAGGUUGGUGUCACUGUCUUUAUGGGUUUCCUGUCAUUUCUUUGUUAUGCUUUUAUAGUGUUCUCCUACGUGCACAUAUUUGCCUCUGUACUGCGGAUGCCAUCAGUGGAGGGCAGAGCCAAGGCCUUUUCCACCUGUCUCCCUCACCUUGCUGUUGUCAUAUUGUUUAUGUCUACAAGUGCCUUUGAGUUUUUUAAGCCUCAUUCAUACUCUCCAACUGCUUUUGACAUGUUUCUUACUAUGAUGUAUACAGUCAUUCCCCCAACAUUCAAUCCAAUGAUCUACAGCCUGAGAAAUAAAGCCAUAAAGUCAGCUGUAAAGAAGAUUUUUCAUAGAAGAAAAGAAAUAUUCACUUCUCUUUGCUGUCUAUUAGGAGACAAAUUCAAAAUAUAA
Messenger RNA from Suncus etruscus (white-toothed pygmy shrew), 969 nucleotides. RefSeq names its product olfactory receptor 14J1-like. Gene Ontology annotation, biological process: G protein-coupled receptor signaling pathway. Lineage: Eukaryota; Metazoa; Chordata; Mammalia; Eulipotyphla; Soricidae. Gene Ontology annotation, molecular function: G protein-coupled receptor activity; olfactory receptor activity. The coding region runs from base 1 to 969 and encodes 322 amino acids. The transcript has a single exon. The record is from RefSeq and is a predicted model, not a curated record. Gene Ontology annotation, cellular component: membrane.